Antechinus flavipes (yellow-footed antechinus) is the source of this 5669-nucleotide messenger RNA. Its product is annotated as zinc finger protein OZF-like. Gene Ontology annotation, molecular function: RNA polymerase II cis-regulatory region sequence-specific DNA binding; DNA-binding transcription factor activity, RNA polymerase II-specific. Bases 1870 to 3576 code for a protein of 568 amino acids. NCBI's taxonomy places the organism in Eukaryota, Metazoa, Chordata, Mammalia, Dasyuromorphia, Dasyuridae. Gene Ontology annotation, cellular component: nucleus. The record is from RefSeq and is a predicted model, not a curated record. The transcript has 5 exons. Gene Ontology annotation, biological process: regulation of transcription by RNA polymerase II.
GGGGGUGUCAGGAUCAAAGCCUCGGAGGCGGAAGAGGCUUUUAGGCUCGGCUGGUCUUCACUGCCCAUUUUGCAGGUGAGGACACUGAGGCUGGGCGGGGGGGCCGGCAUAGCCCCCUCCAGGGAAGCCCGGUGGCCGCCGUACAGCGCCGAUGCCGGGCAGUCCGGGGGUGCGUGCGGGGGCCUGGCUCGGGCUGCCCUGAUGAGAAAGGGGGAGGGGAGAUCCCAGGGUGGGGGCACCCCUGCCCCACCCCCUGGCGCAGGGCGUGUCCGGAGCCGGCCCCUUGGGCCCCUGGGGGCACGUGCGCGCUCCCGACUCCUCCCCUUUCUGUCCCCACCUUUCCCGCGGGGCGUGGUCGCUGACCUUAGCCCCCUCCCCCCCAGCCCGCCACCCCUCUGCUUGUGUGCUGGAAACAAUGUAUCUGCCCGUGGCCAGCCUAAUAACCGGAACCGCUGAAGCCCGAGGAGCCCGGCCAAGGUCAUGGGGAGCCUGAGCUCCCGCCCCCAGUGCCCUGAGGCGGCUGUGAGGGCCGGAGGGAGGCGAUUCCCCCUUCCCCAGCAGGCGGAGGGCAGCUGAGGAUGCGUGGGGGGCUCGGCGGUGCCCGACAGAUGGGGAGGGCCCCCUCCUUGUAACCCUCGGCUCUUCACAGAGCGGGGGUUCUGCGGUGGGCCGGAGAGGUGGGAUGCCAGAAUUGGGGGCCGCGUGGGAGAGCUCUGGGCCCGGGGGUAGUGACCCACCUCCACACCCGUCCCCCAUCCUCCCCCAGCAUAUGCGCAGCUACCCAGCCCCGUUUCCGAGGCCUCCCCCCAGCAUUUGUCAAAAACUCAAAGCCCAAACCCGCUACACUGAAAGCCCAGGCAGCCCGUCCGGGGGCCCCGAGAACCAGCGGGCCGGGGAGGGGACGGGGAGAGCCCGGAGCCCCUUCCCCAAGAGCUUGGUGACCUCACGCACGCCACAUCCUGCUCUGUAGCCGCAGGAGCUGCUCCCCGGAGCCCCCAGGCCCGGGGAUCCAUUGCUUGGUUAGCACGUGCGUGCAGCGCAGUAGAGGCGCAGUCAACGUUCUUUGAGUGGUUAUCAAGUGGCGGGAUCUCCUCGUGCCCGCGGCCCCCUCGGGCCUUGGCUCCACCCUCGUGGCCCCCUGCACUGGCUGGAGCACCUCUCCCCCACCCCGGGGAGCAGCCAUGUCCAGAAUGGAGCCACUCUGUGGGAGCCCCCACGAUGUCCUAGGGGUGACGCCCCCUCACUUCCCUGUCUGUUGUAUCUCCUGCUGGUUGGACCUGUCAACGCCAGGGAAAGUGCCAAGUGCCUACUAUGUGCCCAGCCCUAGGCAAAGCUCUUUACAAAUACGAUCCCACGGUUCCUCCCUCAACCUUGGGAGGUGUCGGCUAUUGUUAUUUCCAUUUUGUGCUUGAGGAAACUGAGGCAGGCACAGGUCGCGGGUAGACUGUGAUUCCUGACCCCAGCAGGGGAGGGUAAAGACACCAUCCACUCCUGGGGUUCCGUCUUCCUCAGGCUGGAGCCGUAUCCUGGGGUCCUCAGCGCAAACCCCCGGCCCUGAGUGGGCCGGCUCUCCUGGCUUCCGGGGGAUGGGGCCAGAAUCAGUCUCUGUGGGUGUCCGCGUGUCCUUGUAUCUUUGCGUGUGUCCUUGUGUCUGUGUUUACAUGUGCCUCUGUAUCUCUGUGUCUGGGUGUGUCCGUGUGUCUGUGUGGGUUUGGGUGUCCCUGAAUCGCUGUGUGUUUCUGUGUGUGUCCACGAGCCUCUCUGUGUAUUUCUGCCUGGGGGGCUGGGGGCUUCUCACAGCCCGGCCACUCCUGAGCCCUGUCCCUCCCGCAGGCGUUUCUGACCCGGGCUGCCCCUCCCUGAGCCCAGAUGGAGGAGGAGCGGAGGAGGCCUUCGGGGGGCCUCGGGCCCCGCCUGCAGGAAUCGGUGACGUUCAAGGACGUGGCCGUGAACUUCACGCAGGAGGAGUGGCGGGAGCUGGACACUUCCCAGAGGGAUCUCUACUGGGACGUGAUGCUGGAGAACUAUGAGAACCUCGUCUUCCUGGCCGGGCUUCCCGCUUCCAAACCAGACGUGCUUUCUCAUUUGGAGAGGGGAGGCGCCCCGUGGCCGCAGGAGGGGAAAUUCCCGGGAGACCUCUUCCCAGAUUCCCUUAGUUUGGAGAUUAGGUGUGAAACCAAGGAUUCCACAGCAAAUCAGGGUGAUUGUACAGGGGUGUCCUCUAAGAAGAAGUUGUCAAAGGAUGGGCCUUGGGAUUUCAAGAUAGAAGAAGCUUGGGAGUUUGAUGUCAGGGUAGAGAAACAGAAGGACCCAGGGGAGAAACAAUCCAGACAAGUAACAGUUUCCAACAGAGAAGCUUCUAAGGUGAAUGCCCGGGAAUGUAAAAUAUUUGGGGAAAGUUUCAGUCUGAGCUCGUUGUUUGUACCGCAAGAAGCACUUCCUCCAGAAAUUAAUCAAGUUCGCCCUGGAGACCAACCCUAUGUGUGUAAAGAAUGUGGGAAAACCUUCAGCCACAGAGGAAACCUUAACAAACACCAGAGAGUUCACACCGGAGAGAAACCUUUUGAGUGUAUCGAAUGUGGGGAUACUUUUAGCCAGAGGCGAAACCUGAAUGCACAUCAGAGAAUUCAUACUGGAGAGAAACCACAUGAGUGUAACGAAUGUGGGAAAGCCUUCACCCAAAGAUCACAUCUUACCCAGCAUCAGAGGAAACACAACGGAAAGAAACCGUAUAAGUGCAAUGAAUGUGGGAAAGCCUUCAACCACAAGGGCAAUUUGAAUAGACAUCACAGCAUUCACACUGGAGAGAAACCCUUCGAAUGUAAUGACUGUGGGAAAGCCUUCACCCAGAGAAGAGACCUGAAUGCACAUCAAAGAAUCCAUACUGGAGAAAAACCCUUUGAAUGUACUGAAUGUGGGAAAGCCUUCAACCUCCGGGGAAGCCUUAAUCAGCACCAGAGAAUCCAUACAGGAGAGAAACCAUUCGAAUGUAGUGAAUGUGGGAAAGCUUUCAGACAGAGGGGAUACCUUAUUUAUCACAAGAGAAUUCAUACUGGAGAGAAACCAUUUAAAUGCACUGAAUGUGGAAAAGCCUUCAGACAGAGGGGGAAUCUUAGUGAACACAAGAGAAUCCAUACAGGAGAGAAACCCUUUGAAUGUAAUCUUUGUGGGAAAGCCUUUCGAAACGCCUUAUGCCUUACUCAGCAUCACAGAAGUCAUACUGGAGAGAAACCUUUCGCGUGCACUGAAUGUGGGAAAGCCUUCAACCACAGGCGAAACCUUAAUCGACACCAGAGCAUUCACACUGGAGAGAAAACUUUUGAAUGCAGUGAGUGUGGGAAAGCUUUCAGCCAGAGGGGAGACCUCAACGCACAUCAGAGAAUUCAUACCGGAGUGAAACCCUUUGCGUGUAACGAAUGUGGGAAAACCUUCAACCACAGGGGAAACCUUAAUGUACACCAGAGAAUCCAUACUGGAGAAAAGCCCUUUGAAUGUAAUCAGUGUGGGAAAGCUUUCAGCCAAAGGGGAAGUCGUAACCAGCACCAGAUAAUUCACACCAGAGAGAAACUCUUUUGAGUGUGAUGAAUGUGGAGUAACUUUUUAAGGUACAAAUGAACACGGUAAUGAGAAUCAGAGAUUUCAUCAAAAUAAGGAAUUAAGGAAAGGCUUCAUGUGAAGCCUUAGGAAACAUUACCUAAUUUAUAUGAAUAAAAAGCUUUAUAAAUGUCAUGAUCUUGGGAAAAAACUAUAGGAUACACUAGCUCUCAUCAAACCUCGGAGAUUCCAUACAGUGGGGAUGUAAUAAUGUGGUUUCUACUUCAUAGAGAACUGCUGUUCUCUCUGCUUUGGCUCUUAAGAUUUGGGUCGCAGGACCAUUUUUAUCUCAGCAGGUUAUUUGGUAAGACGCUUCUAUUUUCAUUUUUGUAAAUUAUGUAACAUGGAGUCAAAUUGUUCUCUAAGUAUUUGAUAGAAUUCAUCUGUAUCUGGCAUUGUUCCACUCCUCCCCACCUCCAUCUUGGGAGUUUGUUUAUGGUUUAUUCAGUUUCUGCUGCUAAGAUUCUAUUUUUUAUGACUUGAUCUGUUCAUCUGGGUAUUUUCUGGUUUUAUAAAUAUUAAUUUCACUUUAGUUUUCAGAUUUUUGUUAUACAAUUACAUAUGGUUAGUUUAUGAAAAUGCAUUUUAUUUUCUGCAAAUUCCUCCUGAUUGUUUUUAAAGUUUUGUGAUGUGCAAUUUAGCUAAUGUUUUGUUUUAUUCAUCUUUUAAAAAUUGCUGCAAGUAUCAUUUGUAAUUUUCCUAAAGUACAGAUCUAAGUCACUCUCCUAAUUAGUGACCCCCAGGGGCUUUCUGUUGUUCCAGGAUCAAAUCUAAGCUUCUCUGACCUGUCUUCCCACCCUUGCACAUCACUCCCCUUCUAGCUGGCUGUAUUCCUUGUCCACAGCUUUCCCCCUCCUGGAUUUGUGCCUUUCCCCCAUUCCCAAAAGGUGUUCCUACUUCACCCUUGUGUCUGCCUUGUAGGAGACUUUGCUUCCUUCAGAACUGCUCCAGACAUAUUUCUACUUGAAUCUUUUCCUGGUCCCCUCUGUCACUGAUGCUCGCUCACUCUCCCAUGUAACCUCUAUUUAUUUUGUAUAUACUUAUUUAUAUAAGUGGUGUCUCCCCUGUAGAAUGUAAGCUCCUUUGAGGACAGGGAUGGUUUCAUUCUUAUUGUUGUGUCCCCAGUGCCUAGCCUAGUGCCUGGCAGUUAGUAGGCAGUCACCCAAGAUUGUUGGUUGAUGAAUGUUUUUCCUAUUUAGUUGCAUGCUCAAUUUAUUUAAUCUCGUUUUCUCUCUUUCUUACUGAUGUAGGCUUAUCUUUAUCUAUAGAUGCAUUUGUAGCUGUUCCCCUCUAAGGACCACCUUGGCUUCAUCCCAUAAGUUUUAUUGUGCUUUUUAUAAUUUUCUUUGAUAUAAUUAUAGUUUCUAUCUUUUGUUCUUGACCCACUCAUUAACAGUAUAUUGUUGAAGUCUGGAUACUUUCUUUAGAUUUUUCAUAUUAAUUAUGAUUUUAUGGGGUUGUAGUCAGUAAUCACAGACUACAUACUAAAUAAAAGUCCGCCUUUUAAAUUUGUUCAUGGGUUCUUUCUGUUAUUGUGUAAUUAAUUUUUGUGAGUUUGAAAAAAAGUGUAGUUUUUUUGAUUCCUAUUCAGUAGUCAUCAAUGGUCUGUCAUGCCUUAUUUUUUAAUAUUCUAUUCAAAUCCUUAGGUUUUUUUUUUUUUUAGCUUUUUUUCUGUCUUUAAGUCCUCAAUGAUGAUUAUUUUUAGCUAACUUUUUUUUUCUUAAGACUUUAAAUGCUACGGUAUUAAGUACAUAUGCAGUUAAUAUUCACAUUGUUUCAUGGUCUGUGGUAUUGCUGUGCAUAAGGUUUCCUAAUUAUCUCUUAACUGUAUGUUUUUAUUGUUGCUUUAUCUUUGAUCAUGAUUGCUACUUGUUUUUUUUUUUUAUUCUGCUAAGACAUUGUAUAUAUCUAUUCGUUUUCACUUCAUAGCGAUGAUAUUUAAGAUGUUUCUUGUAAACAACAAAUCGUUGGAUUUUCCUUUCUUUUUCAAUUUUCCAUCCCCAUCAGUUUUAUGGGUGACUUGUUUCACUCAUGAAUAUUGAUACAGAAAUGUUAAAUAAAAUAUAACCAAAGAG